AUGAUUUCGUUUCCAGUCAAGUAUAGAAACCUAAUUCUGGUGUGCAUCGUUCUACACAGCACCGCUCAGUACAUCAAAGCCCCAAAUAAAGCACAAAGUACCACCACGUACAGUAUGCGCAUUACCAAGAUGCACUGCGCUGAUGUGUCGUACAAGCUUACCAAGUUGAACCACUGUCAAAUGGAGCAGUUCCAGAAUGGCACAGUUGGGCUGAAUGUUUCGAUGAGUGUGCCAAAAGUGCUCAACUAUAUCGAAAUUACGGUGAAGCUGUUCUACAAGUACACCACCUACCGACCGUUCAUGAUCGAUUGGAGCAUCGAGCUGUGCCAAACGUAUCGCGUCGGGCGGUUCAAUCCUUCCGCCGCCUUGGUGUUGAAGGUUAUCGAGGCAACCAUACCACAGUACUACUAUCCCUGUCCACAUGGCAAUCAAACUUACGAAGCCGUCUGGAUGUUCGAUCCGAAGUUCAUACCCUCAACGAUGCCAUCAGGCGACUAUCGAUUGGAUAUCUUUUUCCGCGAAACGACAAAUACGAUACUGUUUGGCAUGCAAGUGUACGGUGGAAUCCGCAAGCAAGGUUUGGUGGGAUGA
Molecule: messenger RNA, 591 nt
Organism: Anopheles maculipalpis
Lineage: Eukaryota; Metazoa; Arthropoda; Insecta; Diptera; Culicidae
Exons: 2
Coding region: 1-591 (196 amino acids)
Source: RefSeq, a predicted model, not a curated record